AUGUCAGUGGCCAAAAAAUCCUUAUUUCAAUUACAAGACCUGAUUCUGACGAUAUACAUCCCCCCGCAGCUCCGUCUCGUCAAAGACGGCAAAGACGACAACCCCGAGCGCAAGACGUUCCUGAAACGCGUCAACAUCGACAACCCGCACGCGCCCAUCACGGUCUACAACGACGUCGACGACGAGCCCUGUCCGCCGAUCAAGAAGCACUUCAAGUUUGUCGGCUCGCUGUACUACCACCCGACCGUGGUCCCGCCGGACCCGAGCCUCUAUGUCGGCUGCAGCUGUCCCGGGGGCGUGUGCGUGGAGAAUGAGUGCGAGUGCGCGGUGCCGGGACAGGGGUUUUCGUAUCUUGAGGGGGGGAUUUUGCAGUAUUCGGGAGACGAGGUGUAUGAGUGUAACGAUAACUGUGCGUGCGGGAGUAAUUGUCCAAACCGGGUCGUGCAGCGAGGGCGGCAAGUCCGUCUACAGAUCUUCAAGACGGCAAAGAAAGGAUGGGGCCUCCGAUCCCCGGAAUUCAUACAAGCAGGCCAAUUUGUCAUCGCAUACUACGGCGAGCUGAUCACGCUCGCAUCAGCCGAAGACCGCUCGUUUGUGUACGAGAAUCUCUCGCGAGGAAGUAUGUCGUACGUCAUGGACCUAGAUUUCUUCUUUGACAGCGAGGACGACGAGGGCGGCGCAGACUCGCUGCCGCCGCCCGAGAAAAAACAUUCCAUCGACGCAACAACCUACGGCAACGUCGCCCGCUUCGCAAACCACUCGUGCGAUCCCAACCUCGUAAUCGUCUCCGUCUUCAAGAGCAAGAACGUGACGAACCUGUACGAUGCCGCGUUCUUCGCGGUCAAGGACAUCGAGCCGCUGACCGAGCUCACGUUUGAUUACAUCGCCGGGAAUUCGAUGGAGGACGAGGAAGGUGGUCGCGCGGGGGGCGGGGCAGGCGGGGAGGGGGUCUCGCGGUCGGCGUUGCAGUUGCAGGAGUGUUUUUGCGGGGCGGAGCGGUGUCGCGGGAAGGUGUGGCUUAAGAAGUGA
This is a messenger RNA of Myxozyma melibiosi, 1029 nucleotides long. RefSeq lists its product as uncharacterized. The record is from RefSeq and is a predicted model, not a curated record. NCBI's taxonomy places the organism in Eukaryota, Fungi, Ascomycota, Lipomycetes, Lipomycetales, Lipomycetaceae. The coding region runs from base 1 to 1029 and encodes 342 amino acids. Gene Ontology annotation, cellular component: nucleus. Gene Ontology annotation, molecular function: zinc ion binding; histone methyltransferase activity; protein binding. The transcript is spliced from 3 exons.